AUGAAUAAAUUUAAACAAAUUUGCGAAAAGUUUUGGAAAGCUAAAAGACUUGACUUUCUUAUAUGGUCGUGUGAUAAUAGAGAUGAAAUUACCUCAAUUGUAUUCCCCCGUGUCAGAUAUCCCAAUAGAUUCGUUAAUGAAAAAUUUAUGAGAUGCUUAGAGAGGGAAUAA
Molecule: messenger RNA, 171 nt
Organism: Dictyostelium purpureum
Lineage: Eukaryota; Evosea; Eumycetozoa; Dictyosteliales; Dictyosteliaceae
Exons: 1
Coding region: 1-171 (56 amino acids)
Source: RefSeq, a predicted model, not a curated record